UUCGAAUCAUAUCAACUCAAAAACUCGCGCGGUCCAGCAAUGUCCGAUAUUCGAUUUUAUUCCUUUGAUAACGAUUACCACACAAAUAUCUCGGAAAGCCUACUGAGUCUACCCUUCAGCCAGCCAUCACCACGUCCUUAUAGCUUUACUUUCGAUGACGAAGAGGUUUCCACCGAGCUCAACAUUCCAUAUGCCGUUUUUGAAAUUCUCGUUGCCGUAUUUGCCAUUGUUGGCAAUCUGAUGGUUAUUGUUGUCUUCCAUCGCGAACGGAAGUUGCGUAGACGAACGAACUACUACAUUGUUUCGCUGGCAAUUGCUGACUUCCUGGUAGGAUUGUUGGGGGUGCCUUUCGCGGUUUUGGCGUCGGUGGGAUUGCCACGGAAUUUACACGCCUGCUUAUUUACAGUUUCGUUGCUGGUUGUAUUGUGUACGAUAUCGAUCUUUUGUUUGGUAGCUGUGUCUGUGGACAGAUAUUGGGCCAUAUUGUAUCCGAUGGCAUAUUCGAGGAAUGUCAGGACGAAGACAGCAAUUGGUAUAAUUUCAAUGUGCUGGAUGGCUGGAACGAUUGUCGGAUUCCUACCACUUUUUGGCUGGCACGCUGAUGUAGAACACAAUGCAUCCUGCCUCUUUGUAAAAGUUAUGGACUACAAUUAUCUCGUUUUUCUAUAUUUUGCCACAAUAAUAACUCCAGCUCUCCUAAUGUUGGCAUUCUAUGCUCAUAUAUACCGAGUUAUAAUCAAACAGCUAAGACAAAUUGUAACAAUGAAUCCAGUUGGUGAUUGUAGCCGAAGAUCUUCCUCAACACAAAUGCAUUCAGUACAUCAUCGAAUAUGUCAUGGUGGGACAAUGCUGCGAGUCCUGGGUGCAGCUAGAAAAAGAGAUGUUAAAGCUACACAAAAUCUCUCAAUUAUCGUUUUAUUCUUUAUGAUCUGUUGGAUUCCUCUGUAUACGAUCAAUUGUAUAAAAGCUUUCUGUCCUGAUUGUUUUGUUCAUCCAAAGUUAACGUUCUUUUGUAUAAUUUUAUCGCAUUUGAAUUCGGCUGUCAAUCCGGUAUUGUAUGCUUAUCAUUUAAAAGACUUUAGGGCAGCUCUAAAGACCCUAAUUUUGAAAGUUAUUGGGGUGGAAAUUGAGCAGCCGGCAGAAGUAGCGCAUCGAUUUUCGUUGGCUAGUCAACAUCGCCUGCAAUCGCUUGAUACUAAAAGGUCUUCUUUGCAAGCGAGGAUUUAUAUUGAUUCUCCAAUAUGGCUUCGUCAACAACAACAACAAACUUUGAAAAACGAUCUCACAGUUAAAAAGUGUCCCCGAAGUCCUUCCAUCAUUACCAACAGUCUUGCUGGGGUCCAUCAAACUGUUGCUGCAGUAGCAUCGGCUACAGCUGAAAUAGAUCGCGGUGUUUGGAAUAUUAUCGAAGCUUCUAGCGGUGCAGAAAAAGAUGAAAACCAUCACCAAAAACAUCCAUCAUCCUCAAUCGAAGGACGUGAAAGUCCAUAUUCCUAUGAUAAUCACAACUACUCAUCCAGUCCCGACGACCUAGAAUACGAUGAAGUCUUCCUUAACGCUGAACGAAAUGAUUGUCAACCUACAACAACAACUGCCACAUCAAUUCGUGACAGAUUUCGUUCGGAUGAUGAUUCCAUCAAUGAAAAGUACAAACUAGCACAAAGUGCUCUAACCGAUUCGUCGAUAAGUGACUUUGAAAUUCCCCGAAGUCAUUUGAUACCUGCUUCCAGUGAAACAACAGUCAGUUAUAGCCCAUCGAAUGUUGAUUUCGAAAACUGCCCACCUUUAACUAUGAACACUGAUAGCAGACAUUCGCCAAAUAUCUUUGUGAUAGAAAAUGAUACAAAUCCGCUAUCGCCGGGACAUAAGCCGAAAUUUAGAAAAUCACCACGUUUGUCGGUGGGUUUGGUAGGGACGCGUGCUAAAUGUAGAAUAACUCGAUCAUGCAGCUGUACCGGUGACACAGAACUAAUAUCGUCAAAUAGUAAUAAUAGUAUAAAUAUUUUAAGUAGUAGUAAUACAAAUAACAAUACUAGUAAUAGUUUUGGAGAGAGAUUUAGUCCACUAAAAUCGAUGAGCAAUUUUAUAUUUCCACCAGUUAAACAUUCCAAUUCUAGUUUUGUUCAUAUUUUUACUGGAAGUACUGCUGGGCAAGAUGAAAAUCAUCAAGAACAACAAAUAGUGGAGAGUUGUGCUUCGAAUAGUGGUAAUUGUAAAAUAGUUAGACAAAGGCCAACUUCUGAUAGUUAAAGGAGGUUUUUGGUGUAUAAGUGAUUCCAAAGAA
Molecule: messenger RNA, 2284 nt
Organism: Episyrphus balteatus (marmalade hoverfly)
Lineage: Eukaryota; Metazoa; Arthropoda; Insecta; Diptera; Syrphidae
Gene: AdoR
Exons: 4
Coding region: 40-2250 (736 amino acids)
Biological process (GO): adenylate cyclase-activating G protein-coupled receptor signaling pathway; G protein-coupled adenosine receptor signaling pathway
Cellular component (GO): membrane
Molecular function (GO): G protein-coupled receptor activity
Source: RefSeq, a predicted model, not a curated record